AUGCACUCUCCUUCCCUCGCUCUCCACACACCCACAUACGGCGUAGCUUCGUACAAUUCGCACAAGUUCGAUGGACACGGAGAAUUGCAGGCUUGCAAGAGCACACGCAUCCAUGGCCCAGACGGCCACAGGCACAAGACACCAUCCGUGACACGCACAACGAUCAGCGCCGGUCCCCGCCCGGCCCAGGCACAGCUACCCGGACCAGGCCAAGACAAGCUUUCUCUCCUAUCGAAACCUUGCAAACGCCUCAGGGGUCAUCCUCCGACUCUGGCGGCAUGCCCAGCCCGCCAUUGGCUCUGCUGGCCUCGAUCUAUUUGGCCCGCUCGCGCGUUCUCUUCAGCGGCGAGCCAGGUCCAGCCUAGUGCAGCCAAGUAG
Thyridium curvatum is the source of this 378-nucleotide messenger RNA. RefSeq lists its product as uncharacterized. The transcript has a single exon. The coding region runs from base 1 to 378 and encodes 125 amino acids. The record is from RefSeq and is a predicted model, not a curated record. NCBI's taxonomy places the organism in Eukaryota, Fungi, Ascomycota, Sordariomycetes, Thyridiales, Thyridiaceae.